Podarcis lilfordi (Lilford's wall lizard) is the source of this 7568-nucleotide messenger RNA. The record is from the annotation of a GenBank genome assembly. Lineage: Eukaryota; Metazoa; Chordata; Lepidosauria; Squamata; Lacertidae.
AGAAGAAGGAGGGCCUCUGAACUACACCACCCGGCAGCCCUUGCGGCACGGCGGGCCCGCCCCUCUCUGCCAUUGGCCGGCUUCCCUGCUGGGCGGCGAGGCGAGCAAGAGGGCUCCUCGGAAAACAAGGAAGGGUCUCUGGGCGCGACGGAGGAAGGGCGAGGAGGGAUGUCGGGGCUGCUGAGCGCGACGCUGAGCGGCCUCAACAGCGACUCGUACUGCGAGUUCAGCACUUAUCGGGACCAGCAGUUCAAGGUAGCGCCCGGGGCUCGCUCUGCACGCGCUCAGAGGCGCCCGUGGUCCGCGGAGGGGGGGGUCCCUUCUUCCGGGGGGGCCACCCCGUCCAAGCCACCCCCUCCCCCUGCACGACGCAUGGCUGCAAUGGGCGCAGAGCGCCGGGCUCCAACCGACGGAGCUAUUCCAGCCAUGCCUGGAGCUUUUUCUCCCGCUCCUUUCAGCACCAUAGACAAGAGCACCAAUAUCCUCUUGGGAUUUCUCUCAUGGGUUGUUGUUGUUGUUUCUUCCCUCCUUAAAAAACAACAACAAAAAACACGACCCCGUGUGCCUUUUUCUUUGUCCUCUGAAAUCCACUGAGGGACGACUGUACGUACAGGGCCAGAUUUAUAUUUGAUGAGGCCCUAAGCUACUGAAGGUAAUGAGGCCCUUUAGUAUAUGUCCAGCUGUCCUUAUCGCUUUUUUGUGUUGAAUAUAUGCUAUACGGUCAUUGAUGGACCUAACUGGUAUCUAAAGCCAUUUGCACAUAACAAAUUAUGCAGAAUGUAGGCCCCCUAUAUAUAGAGAUGAGCAAACCGGUGAUAUUUUAGGGAGCAGGCUAGCAGGUGAAGCCCAUUACUUACAUCAUAGGAGCCUACACAACACAAAACACUGUUGCUGUAUGUAGGUUUUAUUUUAUUUGGUUUUUAUCUUAUAUUUUGGAAAUGUACAUCCAGGGGUUUGUUCCCCUUUAAUUUUUUUUUGGGGGGGGGCGGGCUCCAAGAGAAUGGGGCCCUGAGCUAUGGCUUGUUUAGCUUAUACGUAAAUCCAGCACUGGGUACGUAUGUAUUUAUUCCGCUUAUGGUUCCCACAAAGCACCCUGAAGCAAUCACCAAAAAAAAGCACAUUUCGGAUCCAGUACAAAGGCUGAUAUGCAUCUCCACCUGAAAGGCUUGUUGGAAAAGGAAGCUGUCCAACAGGCACUUUAGAGACAGUAGUGAAUGUGUACUUUUUAAAAAUAACAAUAGAUACUCUGUAAACAAAAUCCCUUCUUCCAGCUUUAUCUUGCCCAUUUAAUGUUUAAGCCAUUGCAUAUGUACUGUGUUGCAUCUGGGUUUUGCACAACUCUUAAAACCUGAUGGUGCUAAGCAAUGUAAAAAGGAAUAUGUGGGUUUUUAGGUGACAUUAUCUAUGCUUCUCCAUUUUUAUUUUCCUUUCCCAGGGAAGUUGUUACCUGCAAGAAAAAACUCUGAAAAACUCCUGCACACUUUAUGUGGGCAAUCUCUCUUUCUACACCACAGAGGAACAAAUUCAUGAGCUCUUCUCCAAGUGUGGGGAUGUGAAGCGCAUAGUCAUGGGGCUAGACAAAGUGAAGAAAACCCCCUGUGGCUUCUGCUUCGUGGAGUAUCCUUACCUUCUAUUAACUGAAGUAGACUGUGGGUGGUCUCACUAAUGUUUUUUAAGCAUCAUGGGGCAUGAAGCAAGGUUGUGUUCUGGCCCCCACUUUUUGAUUUCUAUAUUAAUGACUGGGUGCCAUAUUUAGGAGCCAGUGUAGAUGGGAGGUGCUGCAUGUUUAUCAUCAUCACCAUCAUUUAUUUGUGUGCUCUCUUUCCAUACUUAAAACCAUGUUCUAUACUUGCAACACAAAUUGAUUUACCUAAUUAUCAAGAGCAUAAAUCAUUAUAAACACUAAGAAAAACACAUGGGAAAAUAAGAAAUUUGAGCAAUUUCCACAUAAAUGAUGAUAUUAGAAUCAUAGUAUCAUAGAUUUGGAAGGGACCCAAGGGUCAUCUAGUCCAACCCCCUGCAAUGCAGGAAUCUCAGGUAAAGCAUCCAUGACAAAUGGCCAUCCAACCUCUUGCUUAAAAACCUCCAAAGAAGGAGAGUCUGUUGGCUAUUUGCAAUUUAGUAGUGCAGCAGAGAGCUUGCUGGGGAGACCAUGCCUAACAAGGAACUCAAAAUAACUUUAAAAAGGUUUUAAUAACGAAAACAAAAACUCCUUUUACACUAAAGAUAACAACAAACAUGACCCAGCCACCAACCCAUCCCCCAGGGUAACGGGAGAGCUAGGUGCUGCUACCCAAUUGCUGAUACAGCUUGAUUAACACAACUCAGCAGCACCUGCUAUGUUUCACAGCUGUAAGACUGGGUCUCGUUAUUUGCCCUGGCCCUGGCCCUUAAAGGCAUACACAACUUGUGAAACAAUAAUGAACCUUCACAUUUUAAAGUGACCAUUCAACAGAGUCCAACGCCUCUUGUGGGAGUCCGUUCCACUGUAGUUGGAAUCUCCUUUCUUGUAACUUGAAGGCAUUGGUUUGAGUCCUACCUUCCAGAGCAGGAGAAAACAAGCAUGUUCUCUCUUCCAUGUGACAGCCUUUGAGAUAUUAGAAGAUGGCUAUCAGUCUCCUCUUUUCCGGGCUAAACAUACCAUGCUCCUCAUAAGGCUUCGUUUCCAGACCCUUGAUAAUCUUGGUUGCCCUCCUCUGCACACAUUCCAGCUUGUCAACAUCCUUAAAUUGUGGUGCCCAGAAUGGGACACAGUAUUCCAACUGUGGUCUGACUAAGGCAGAGUAGAGUGCCCUUGAUCUGGGCACUAUACUUCUGUUGAUGCAGCCUAGAAUAGUAUUAGCUUUUUUUGCUGCUGCAUCACCUUGUUGACUCAUGUUAAGCUUGUGGUCCACCAAGACUCCUAGAUCCUUUGUCCCUAUUGAAAUUUAUUUUGUUAGCUUCUACCCAGUUCUCCAAUCUGUUAAUUCUUAUAUUAAAGAUACAAAUAUUACCGUAAUAGCAAUAACAAAACUCUAAACAAUACCCCACCUCAGAGACUGUUUGGCAGCCUCAGCUUUUGUAGCUGGAAUCAUUCAGGGCCCUGUGCUUCCAAGCUAAGUGAGGAAUGACAAGGAAGGCAAGAGAAGGUCUUCCAGGACUCAUAGCCAGGCUGUUGGCUGUCUGUCCGCGUCAGCAGUCUAGCUGCUGCAUUCUACUCCAUCUGGAUUUCCUGGACCACACCCUCAGGCAACUUCACAUAGAGUGCAUGGCAUGGUUAUGAUGUUUACCCGCUAACUGAACUUGUGGAGGUUAUGAGUUGUUUGAUUUUCAGCUUGCCUGUUCUCCCCUUCAUCGGCCUAUGACCAGCUGGCAUAAACCCUCUAGCAAUAUGAAUUUUCUUUAAAGUAGUGUUCCAGAUACUACACGAGAGCAGAAGCAGAGCAUUCUAUGCGGUUCAUCAAUGGAACCCGUCUGGAUGACCGCAUCAUUCGAACAGACUGGGAUGCUGGGUUUAAGGAAGGGCGGCAGUAUGGCCGUGGGAAAACAGGUGGCCAGGUAAGGGUUGCUCACCCGUUAAGAGUGCUCUACCAGUCUGGAAUGAAGUGGCAGCUGCACACCAAAGCCCACUCCCACACAAGGGCUGCAGGAAUACACAGUUAUGGGUCUCAUUUUAUGGGAAGGCAAAGAUUUUAUCUUCUGUAUUCCUGGAGCACAAAGGUGAAAAACACACUUUCCCCCACCUUAGUGAGGACUUCCAUUCCCUUGCAACUCACCGAAACUGCCAUCGCUUUCUCCAGAAGCAUUCCAAGUUCAUUUCUUAUUGUAUCCACCAGCAUUCCUUUAGCAUCAUAAAGACCAAAUCAUUUGUUGGGAGCAGAAGCAGGCUUCAUCAGAGCUCUGUAUAGCUCUAGCUUUACAUAUGUUCAAUUAGCGUUGAUGGUGCUGCUGGAAUCUUGCUGUUCUCUAUCAAAAGGUGGCCUAUCAGAGUUUUAUUUGAGCUGGCCUAUGACUGGUCUUACUCAAGCUUUAAAGGCUGCUCUGAGAAUUUAGUAUUUGACCUGAUUUCAUCUGGAUAUGUGCUCUUCCCAGGGUUCCCACCCUACAUUCUCAGGCUGGGGUUUGCUGGCUAAAUGCCCUGCAAGAGCAAAGUCAAAUUUCACUAUAAAAUCUUAGAGUUGGAAGGGACCCAAGGGUCAUCUAGUCCAACCCCCAGCAAUGCAGGAAUCUCAGCUAAAGCAUCCAUGACAGAUGGCUAUCCAACCUCUGCUUAAAAACCUCUAAAGAAGGAGAGUCCACCACCUCUUGUGGAAGUCCGUUCCACUGCUAAACAGCUCUUUCUAUCAGAAGGUUUUUCUGAAUGUUUAGUCAGAAUCCCUUUUCUUGCAACUUGAAGCUAUUGGUUCAAUCCUACCAUCCAGAGCAGGAUAAAACAAGCAUACUCCCUCCUCCAUGUGACAGCCCUUAAUAUAUUAGAAGAUGCUAUCAGAUCUCCUCUCAGUCUCCUCUUUUCCAGGCCAAACAGACCCAGCUCCUUCAAGCUGUCCUCAUAAGGCUUAGUUUCCAGACCCUUGAUCAUCUUGUUGUCCCUCCUCAGCACACGUUCCAGCUUGUCAUCAUUCUUCUUAAAUUGUGGUGCCCAGAAUUGGACACAGUAUUCCAAGUGUGGUCUGACUAAGGCAGAAUAGAGUGGUACUAUUACUUCCCUCCAUCUGGGGACUAUACUUCUGUUGAUGCAGCCUAGCUUUUUUUGCUGCUGCAUCACACUGUUGACUCAUGUUCAGCUUGUGGUCUACCAAGACCCCUAGAUCCUUUUCACGUGUACUGCUAGUAAGCCAGGUGUCCCGAUUCCUAUAUUUGUGCACCUGGUUCUUCCUGCCUAAGUGCAGAACCUUACAGUUGUCUCUAUAGAAAUUCAUUUUGUUAGCUUGCACCCAGUUCUCCAAUCUGUUAAGGUCCUUUUAAUUUCUGAUUCUGUCUUCUGCAGCAUUAGCUACCCCUCACAGUUUGGUGUCAACUGCAAAUUUGAUAAGCAUCCCCUCAAUUCCUUUGUCCAAGUCAUUUAUAAAAUUGGCAGUGAGGCAAUGCAGGAAUUUGUCAGAUCUUACACUCUUGGCAGAGCUUGAGUCCCAACAGGUAUCAGGGAAGUUGAAGUCCUCCAUGAUUAUUUUUUCUUUCCUUUUUGAAUGUUUAGUAAUCUGCUCUAGUAAGGCAUCGUCCAAGUCUUCAGUCUGGCUUGACACCCACAGUAAGGUCACUGUUGUUUCUCCCUCCUAUAAUUUUUGCCCAUAUACUCCCAAUAUGCUUUCCAUGCUCCAGGUCAUGGAUUUCUUCACAAGUGUACCCAUCCUUUAUAUACAAUGCUGCUACUCCUCCCUUCCUGUUUGGUCUAUUCCUUUUGAACAGAUUAUGCCCCUCAGUUCCUACCUUCCAGUCAUGAGUCUCAUCCCACUAGGUUUCAGUAAAGGCUAUCAGGCCAUUAUUGUUAGAAAGAGUCCUGUCAGAAUUGACUUAAGACAAGACUUGGAGGCUGCAGACAAGGUGAGAAAAGCAAACUGAGUCUUCCAGGAUAAAUAGUUAACCCUGUGCUCUUUGGGAGAAUCUCUAGGCGACCCAGCUGUGUUGGGCUAUGACGCAAAACCCGCUAGUAUCCCAGUGUUCUUUUCCACCUAGAAUACUGGCCACCAUCAAUCUGGUGGGCCUUGCCUCUGCUCUGGUCAUAAGAGGCCACUUAAAACACGCACAACCCCCAUACCUUCUUGACAUCAACAUGCCCAGAAUAUUGGUCCUUUUAUCUGUCUCUGUAAGACGUUUGCCUCAUUUUUCUCCUCUUCCAGGUACGAGAUGAGUACCGGACAGACUACGAUGUGGGCAGAGGUGGCUUUGGCAAGAUUGUUCAGCAGCAGAAGAUGAACCAGCAGACAGUGAUCUACUAAUGGCUUCUUGGAUUCGGUAGAUAACAAUAAUGAAUUAAAUAAACCUGAUCUCAUAACAUCUACAGUAGCCUGGAGUGAUAUGGCUGGAUUUGGAGAGGGAAGAGCAAUUUCAGAGGUCCUGUCUUAAUUAGCUUUUAAGACACAUCUCCUUAUAAUGCGCUGGAUUGCCAUUUCUGCACAUACAUGGCAGCUAAGAGGGACUGGGGAAAGUCUGGGUUUGGAGUAACUUUGGAGAAUCAUGGAUCCAUGAUUCAUAGAUCCAUGGGUCCAUGAUUCUCAGGUCUAUAAAAGGCCCCUUCCACAUACCCAGUUCCUUGCCUCAGUUGCUGGUGAUGUUGAUGUACAAGGUUUGUUGAGGCUCCUGAGUUCUACUGGGCAGCUGUCCUCAUAAGACGCAUUGAAUUACUGGGAACAAAAUAAUUCCCUCCCAUUUGUGAAAAAAAGGGGGGGAGACCAAAGUGUGGCACAUUAUGGCCCAGCUUCUUCUGUUGUGCCAUAAAUUUCAAUGCAUCUACCUUAUUUUCAUCCCUGGCACAUCUUCACCAAGAAGGCAGCAUUCUGCUUAGCUGCCAUUUUGUUUCAUUGAUGUAACUCGAUUUUUAGUCCUGCAUUUAUUUAUUUUUUACCCUCACCCCGAAUUCCAUUCGAUUUGCUUUUCCUAUUUGGAGGAGGGACCCAGACAACAAAAAUCCCACACAAUUUAAAAACACGGUCACCUCCAGACUUGAUUAUUGUAACUCACUCUACGUGGGGCUGCCCUUGAGACCGAUCCAGAAACUCCAGCGGGUGCAGAAUGCCAUGGCAAGACUCCUUACAGGGUCCUCGCCGUGGGAUCACAUUCACCCGGUGCUAUACCAGCUGCAAUGGCUCCCGGUGGAGUACAGGAUCAGGUUUAAGGUGCUGGUUUUAACCUUUAAAACCCUAUACGGCCUAGGACCCUCGUACCUACAGGACCGCCUCUCCUGGUAUGUCCCACAGAGGAACUUACGGUCUUCAAAUAAAAACAUCUUGGAGAUCCCGGGCCACAGGGAGGUUAGGCUGGCCUCAACCAGAGCUAGGGCUUUUUCGGCCGUGGCCCCGAUCCGGUGGAAUGCUCUGUCACAGGAGACUAGGGCCCUGUGGGACUUGACAUCUUUCCACAGGGCCUGCAAGACAGAGCUGUUCCACCAGGCCUUUGGCCAAGGCACAGUCUGACACCUCCCCGCCUUCUGUAAUCCUCAUAGAACUCUAGCCCAAUGGUUGCCGUUAAUUUGACUCUGAAUUGAUUUUAGAAUGUAUUUCAAUUAAUUGAUUAUGAUUUUAUGUAAACUGUGUUAUUUUUGCUGUUGGUAGCCACUCUGAUCCCGGCUUCGGCUGGGGAGGGUGGGAUAUAAAUAAAAUAUUAUUAUUAUUAUUAUUAUUAUUAUUAUUAUUAUUAUUAUUAUAUUUUAUUAUAAUAAUAACAUUCCUCCCAUCCCAAGCCUUUGGCUAAUUAAGCAAUCUAUGGCCUUUUAAAUGGGAGGUAGGGUAUGGUGGGUGUGGGUGUUUUUAUAUACCGUAUUUUUCGCUCUAUAAGACGUACCAGACCAUAAAACGCACCUAGUUUUUGGUAGGAGGAAAACAAGAAAAAAAAAUAUUCUGAAUCCCAGAAGCCAGGACAGCAAGCGAGAUCGC